Molecule: messenger RNA, 2044 nt
Organism: Eublepharis macularius
Lineage: Eukaryota; Metazoa; Chordata; Lepidosauria; Squamata; Eublepharidae
Exons: 2
Coding region: 105-992 (295 amino acids)
Source: RefSeq, a predicted model, not a curated record
GCCCUUCCAAGGGCAAACAGCCGGUGAAACGGCUUGCACCCAAGAAACCUCCUCCAACUCUGUCCUCAUCGGAUGAUGAGGAUGGCCCUAGUAGGCAGGAGUUGAUGGAGCGCAUGGCCGCUCUGGAAAAAAGGGCAGCGGGUUUGGCAGUGGGUGGAGAUUUACCUCAGCCACGUAGGGGUGCGAAACGAGUCGCAAAAGUGGGAUUUAACAAAGAAUUUGCCUCUCGUCUGUUGGCACUAGAGAAGAUGACAGCCCUGAGUACAGGGGAACCUAGCUCCAGUCAUCAUCAUCAUCCUACUGCGCCUGAAGCGGAAGGAGAAGGCUAUCUGCCUGGGCCUGGGGACUGUGGACAGGUGGCUGUGGCGGUGGACUCUCCUCUGGCUGAAGGUGCCGUGUCGGGCCAUGAGAGGAGGAGGAUCCUGAUAUGUGGCCACAGCAUGGUGUUUUGGGCGGCCAAUCAAGCUAAGAACACGCCGAUUGGAUCCCAGUUGGGCCUGAGUGCUGUGGCCACAGUGGAGUGGCAGGGACGGCGGGGCCUCAGGUGGCCGGGCCUCUUGCCUCUCCUGUUUAGGGGGCGGUUGCAGCCGCCCCCGCACAUUGUGGUCAUCCACCUGGGUGGGAAUGACCUUGGCAUGGUACAGGGUAAGGCCCUGUCAGUGCAAGUAGCAGUGGACCUAGCAUACAUAAACGACCGAUGGCCUGGUGUGCUGGUUAUAUGGUCCGAGAUGCUACAACGUCGAGUUUGGCGGGAGGCUUUGAAUCCCAAGGCUAUUGAGAGGGCCCGCCGUAAGACCAACCAUGACAUCAGGAAGGCCUUGGGGCAGGGCUUGGGCAUUUAUCUGCCACACCCCAGGAUUAGGGCCGAAUUUGCCAACCUCUACAGAGGAGAUGGUGUCCAUAUGUCACCUGAGGGCAAUGAGUUAUUUUUAGAUGACCUGCGGCAAGGGCUUCGGGUGGCGCUAGGCCACCUGUGGGGCGCGAGGGUCUAAGCAGAGGCUUGACCCUUGCGUUGGCAGGAGUUUUUGGGAAUAGGGUGCGGGCUGGUGAGCCCCUGUGGCAUUCCCCAAGGUUGGGGAACAGGGUCUGCUGUUAGGGCGGUAUGCAUGGGCGGCUACCGUCAGGGAGGGCAGACGCCUGAGGGGAUCCCCGGGAACAAGACCUCACCUCAUGCUUGGCGGCUGGGGCGCAACAGGUGCUUGAGUGGGAUCCCAGGGCCUAGCUGGCCGGGUUGCAGCCAUUCAGGAGAUGGCCUACACCCGGGGCAUUGGGGGCUCGCCCAGACAGGCAAGGCGGUGGUCAGGUGCUGACCCCAGGGCUUGACCUGUACCGCUCAGUUAGCCCUUGCCGAAUGUUAUUGUUAUGGUCAUUUAAUAAACGGCCCUUUUAUCCAAGCCUGUGUCUGUCUCUUACUUCCGACUGGGGGUACAAUUCGGCUCUCCCAGCCGCGGCUCGCCGCGUAAGCUGGGAGCCGGCAAUUGGAGCCCUUGGAAGGAGAAGGAGGCAGACUCCCUCCCUCUCCAUCCGGGUUCUGGGAAGGGGCGGAGCUUGGCGCUUUUGUGCGCGUUCUGCCCCUUCCCGGCGUCAGAUUUUUCAAGCGCUCGGCCCACCCACCUCACCCUGUUUUUAGUGCAGGAAUAGCCGGCUGCUAUUUAUGGGCCAGGUAGGAAUUUUUUCCCUCCUUCCCUGAUUGGCGUUGUGGAAGGGGGGUUUUUCGCCUACCUUGCACUAAUGGCGGUGGUAUGAGUAUUGUUGGGUUUAGCCGUCGGUGAUAGUGGCAGGAGUUUUUGGGAAUAGGGUGCGGGCUGGUGAGCCCCUGUGGCAUUCCCCAAGGUUGGGGAACAGGGUCUGCUGUUAGGGCGGUAUGCAUGGGCGGCUACCGUCAGGGAGGGCAGACGCCUGAGGGGAUCCCCGGGAACAAGACCUCACCUCAUGCUUGGCGGCUGGGGCGCAACAGGUGCUUGAGUGGGAUCCCAGGGCCUAGCUGGCCGGGUUGCAGCCAUUCAGGAGAUGGCCUACACCCGGGGCAUUGGGGGCUCGCCCA